Messenger RNA from Ustilago hordei, 1110 nucleotides. RefSeq lists its product as uncharacterized. The coding region runs from base 1 to 1110 and encodes 369 amino acids. Gene Ontology annotation, cellular component: nucleus. The transcript is spliced from 5 exons. The record is from RefSeq and is a predicted model, not a curated record. Gene Ontology annotation, biological process: mitotic sister chromatid segregation; kinetochore assembly. Lineage: Eukaryota; Fungi; Basidiomycota; Ustilaginomycetes; Ustilaginales; Ustilaginaceae.
AUGUCAAUCCCCCACUUUCCGCCCACAGCUGAAAAACUUUCUCGGGAGUCGGCCAUCUACGCACUUGCUCCCCACAAAACAGAUUUGCUGUCGCGUAAAAAGAACAACACCUUAGGGCCGUUUUGCUCGACACCAUCACCAACGCCAUCAACGCCCCCACUCGCUGCCCACUACCUCGCAACUCCUCUCCUAACAGAUCGGAAGUUAAUCCGCCAAGCAGCACUCGAAGAAGCUACGACACGUGCUAAAACACGCUCCCCGCUUAACACCUCUCCAUCUGCAGAGGCAUCCUCCUCAAGAUCAGCCGCGGCGGAACUAUCAACGGAAGCAGGAGCAGAGAUAGAAGAGCUGUCUGCUGUGUACGAAGAUGAGAAAGCCCGAAACGAUGCAUUGGCGAAGAUGCUUGAUAAGAGAAUAGAAGCACUAGCACAAAGCACAAGACUCGACACAGCAAAAGACAACGACCAAAAGAAACGCGAACUUGAAUGGCAGCAACUCGAAUACGCCAUCCAAUCACUCGAAAAGGAGAACCAACAUGCACCGCCUCUCGAUUCUUCAGCAGUCCUCGACAUUCGCACACGGGCAGAAUUGCACGAUCUCAACCUUCAAUACGCAUCUGCUCUGGAAAAGCUCAAGGUGGAAUUAGCUUCUGAACGCGAUGCCCUACUACGGGAGACUCAGCUUCAAUCCGAUCUAGAAAUCGUCCAGACUGGACUCGAAAAGAGGCUGGCGCAACUGCAACGCAAAAAGGGGCAAGAUUUGACUUCGGAGGAGUUAAACCGGAAAUUCAAAGCGCAAGAAUCGAGGUUCAAAGAGUUACUCGCUCAACUCAUCGACAUGGGCAAUGCUCUGUUUGGUAGCGAUAAUCGUAAAGUAGUAACAUUGAGGCAUUAUUUGGAUGAAUUUAUGAAUCAGGCUUGGGAUAAACCUCUGGAUCCUUGGGUAAGUGCAGGGAAGCUAGCGUUGAGGAGAACGGUGAUGGGUGGUGUGCGAACCUGUGAGAUUGCCGGAUUCGGAAUGGGAGGAAAGACGCAUCGACUCGGUUGCUCUCGCUCCGAUGCAAGGGCAUCCGUUGAUAAGGGCGCGCAAAGCGGGGUUGAUGUCGCUUAG